GCGGGUGCGGGAAGGCUGGGACUCGUGGGUUAUUGUGAAAUGGGUUGUCUGAAAUCGGAUGGAGAAGUGUGACACUGGGUGUGGGGCAGUGAUGCUUGGUCAGCUGAGGCAGCUGGCAGUGUCACGGUGUAUGAGUUCCUGCAUUUCCAGGUUGUGGUCUGCUUAGCUGGCACAGUUUUUGCUUUCUGUUUUCACCACCAUUUCUCAUGGACAAAAUUGCACAUAAACAAACGAAAUUUGCCUCAUGCUCAAAUUGUUCCCAAAAGUGUCAAUCACAUUGAAACAAAUUCACAUUUUCAAAACAAGUAUUAUAGCAAAACUGUAUUUUGGGGGCAUUCCCUCCUGUAACUAGUUUUUCAAAAUCAGAUAAACUAAGAGUCCCAACCGCCCCAGAUAAGGGUACUCAUCUGCAUCCUAGAAUUGUGGCACAAUAUUCCUCAAGCUGAGGCCCAAGGACCCAGACAGGCUGGAGAAAGGUUCUGGGAUCAGAAGUGUCCCAUCUAAGGGACAUCGGCCUAAACGCUGUGGCAGAAGAUGCUGGAGAGAGAGGAUCAUCACGGGGGUCUGAGUGCUGACUGGCCUAAGCAGGUGUCCGUCAUUGCCACCCAGCAAAUGAGCUUAGAUCUAGAAAGGUCUUGUGUCGGAAACCCAGGACUCCAUGGGAGAUUCUAAGGAGACUGGGUUAGGGAAAGUCUUUACUUCUGAUCUGGCUGGAGAAGGGAGAAGAGAAGAGACGCAUUCCUAGGACCAGGCAGACAGAGCUGGCCAAAAAUGUCACGGGAAGAAGUGACACUUCCUCAGGGGGCAAGCCUGCCACUGAGAUCUGGCUGGAGCCCAGGCAAGGGACAAGCCGGCUGGAUAAGCUGACCCCAGGCUCACAGCCCAGACCUCCACCGAGGGCUCACGUGCAGGUGUGGGCAUCAGGGCAGCCUCUGGGCCAAGGGUGCAGAGGUCUGUGUGGCUGCAGAGAUGGUUGGCCAACACCUGCAGGUUGGGCUCUAAUCCUGCGCCAAUCCCACUAUCUGGCACUUGGCUUGGUGACCUUCUCAGGACAACCCAGUGUGUAUCUGCCGAUCUUGCGACUGUAGGGCUCCUGCACACCACUGCAGCAGUCCCUCCGUGAGCCCUGGGCACAGGCAGAUGAAGACUCGAGUCUCAGAAGUCAUCAUGACCAGUGUGGAGCACCACGUGCAGCACUGACCUCAGCACUUAGCCUUAGCUGUCCUCUGACCCUUAAGACAAACCGAGGGUGGGUGUUAUUAUCCCCACUCCACAAAUGAGCUGGCCCAGCCUGCAGUGAACCCCCAUUCCCAGUCCCACCCAGCCAGCAGAAGGCGAGCUAGGAUUUAAACGUCACCCGCCAGAUGCGAGCCUGAAAUCAGGCCCCUCGAUCGCCUGCUGCUUCCCUGAGUGUUUGAGGAGAUUCCUGAUGACACUUCCUUUUGAAGGGUCUGUUCCGACAGGGCUGAGCUGAGGGCUGACUCACUCAUCCACUCAGGAACCUGGUCGGCCUUUGGCUGCAGGGCCAGUAAGGGUCUGAUACAGAGGCACCAGGUCAGGCUCAGGUGUCCCAGAGCAGGGGGGAGGCAUGAACUGGGGCCGGGGGCUCACGUGGCACGUGGGGUGGGCACAGCGCCCGGCUCGAAGGAGACAUGUGAGGAAUAGGGAAAUGUCUAGGGGAGGGGUCGGCAUCCACAAAGGCACAAAGUCCACAUGAGCUGUGAGGGCGCAGGAGAUGAGCGUGGCAAGCAGGGAGGUCUGGACUUUCCCCGCAGGCUGAGGGAACAAGGGAAAGGGCAGGAACGGGCAGGGUCCACGUGCUUGCUCCGCAAGGAUUCACUGAGAGCCUCUGAAGUGCUGCCAGUCGACUCAAGGGACCCAACGGAGACUACACUGUCCUGCAGCCCUGGGCUCACAGAUCAUAUAAGCAUAUGAGCCGGUCAUUAAAAAUUAGGACAGAUCUUUAGAAAAGAGUGUCUCCUUCCUCUACUCAAAACCCUCCAAGCCUUACCAUCUCACUGGAUGUAAAACCCAAAGUCCCUAUCUCAGCCACAAACCCCAUCCCCUGCCUCUCUGCCUCAGAUCCCCCCUCUCUCUCUGUGGAAUUCCACUCCAUCUCACAGGUCUCCUUGAUAGUCUUCAAAACUGCACCAAGCCUGCUCUCAUGCCCCAGGGCCUUUGCACUGACUGUCCCCUCUGUCUGGAAGGCUUUGCCCCAAACGGCCUCAUUUCCUGUUCCCUCCCUUAUUUCAAGUCUCCUCCUAAGCAUCGCCUUGUUAGGGAGGGCCUCCCGACCACUCUGCACUAAAGAACGUUCCCCCUACUCUCCCCUCCUCCUACAUCACUCCUCCCCAUGGCACGUAGCACCACCACCCUAUCAUCCCUGUAUCUAUUGUGUGCAUGUCGUCCUGCCAGGAUGUCAGCUCCGUGGCAGCAGGGCUGGUGAGAGAUGGUGGUGGACCCCUGCUCUGGAGCAAACGACCAAGCACACAGCCCUCACAGUAGCCACGAGACGGCAUGGCCACCCCACGCUGAAGAGAAGGAAGCUGAGGCAUGCAGAGGGUUGUGCAGUCUUCCGUCAGCUGGCUGUAACUGGCAGUGUGGGGAGCUCCACUCAGGCCUGUCAGAUCCCAGGCCCCCCCAACCUCUGUGCCCUCUGUCUCCCCUGCCCAGACUUUGUGACUGCCCUCAGGGCACGGAACGGGGGCUGGGGAGCCUGGUGCUCCCGUCCCCCGACAGCUUCCAGCCUGCCCAGCACUGGGCAGCUCCUGCGCAUAUAAAUAGAGCCAGAGAGAGCAGGGGCUCCCUGCUUGUUCCCGCUGUCCUCCAGGACCCACCAUGGCACCUGGUGCCUGGUAGGCUUUCAAGACCUGCGGGCUCAUGAGAACAUGCAUGUAGCUCUCCCUCGGUGCCAGACAUUGCCCUUGCUGCUUAACACACGUACUUCAUCUGAGCUCACCAGGAUAGGAGGAGGAAGAAGCGUGAGUGCCCUACUCGACAGAUGAAGAAGCAGACUCACAGGGUCGAGGCCUGCCCCAGGCCCAUGUGACAAAGCCGGAAGCGGGCUGUGUAAGUACUCUGAUGCUGCUGAAGGGGGCCCCUCGGGGUGGCUCCUGAGCUGAGCUCUGAAGGAGCAGGAAUCAACCGCGGGUCAGGGUUGGGGGUGACAUGAGUCUGAGGUUGGGCCUUUGGAGCCUGAGGGUCUAGAAACCCAACCACACGCCUCCAGCAGCCCCGGCCCUCAGCCCAUGCCCCUCUCCAGGGGCCAACCACUCUACCCGUCACAGUUCUCCACUCCUAGCAUGCACGCCGGUCUCCCUGGCUCUCUCCCUCCUUGCUACCCUCCAAACCAUGCUUUGCAAAAAGCAGACAGGAACUAAGAACGUGGAGAAGUUGCCAAGGCUCCAGAGCCUGACAGAGCCCUCCCAGCCUCCCCACCGGCCUCUAGUCCCUGAGCCCUUCCUGAGGGCUGACUGGCUGACCCCUGGGGCUGGUGACAAGGUCACACUCCCAGAAGACUCUGGCUCUAGCCAAGAUCUGGAGAGUCUUUCCUCUGAGGCCUCUCUUCCUGGCUCUGGCUGGCAGGGCCCCGAGUAGACGAGCAGAUGCCCCUGCCCUCCCCGGGGCCACCUGCCUUCCCACAGCACUCCAGACUCAUUGAAGGGACAACUGGCUCCCUCAGAAACCCAGGGGCACAUCCUCAGACACUCCAAAGGCCAAUUAGCACCUGGCCUGUUUCUACUGCCGGCCAACACAUCUUCUCCAGCUUCAUGGCGGGAAUUCUCUUACAAAAAAGAAAAAUGGUUGAACAAAAGCACAUUUAUAACUUUAUUGAGCACCCACUGUGUGCCAGGGCUUGUCUGGGGCUCUGGAAUGCAGAGCAAUAUGCUGUGGCCCUUGUCCUCUCCUGGGACAUCACCCUGAGGCUUCUCUCUGGGCAGAGCCUCCAUCCAAUGGGGUGACCCCCCUUGGCAGCUGUGCAGAGAGAGGCCACAGCAGAAGAGAUGAGGCCACAGCAGAAGAGAUGAGGCAGGAAGAACAGGCCACAGACUAGGCUGCCUGCACCAGGCCCCAAUCUCGACAGCUCGGAAAGUGUAGGAGGAAUGGACUGGUUGUGGGGACCUGGGAGAGAGCCCAGCUGUGCCUCAGUGCCCUCACCUUGAGGAGGGGUGGUAUUCACACUAUCUGCCUGGGGCAGGGGGUAUUAGGACUGUUACAACAGGGUCUGGUAUACAGUAAGCACUCAAAAAAUGUUAGCCAUGGCCCUUUCACUAUCUCAAGUGAAGGAGAGGGGAAGGAAUGAGUCACCACUGAUGUCUAGGAGGGCACUGGCAGUCAAGUGUCAGCUGAAUCUGUGGGAGUGCAGACUGGGCAAAUCCUUCCCCAGAGCUCCUUGUCACAACAGGAUGUGACCACAUGCCUGCCAACCCUGAGGUUACAAACAGGCCAUAGCAGGCAGGAUGGAAGUGAUCACGUGGCCGGUAUUGCUAGGACGUGCAUCGGCCACGUGCAGUAUGGCUACUUCCCAGGAGGCGCCUCCCAGCACACCCCUUGUGGGCAGGACACUACAGCCUGUCCGUGUACACAGGAGGUGGAAGUGGGUGUGGACAGACGGCUCCUGGCCAAAGGUCCUGUUCUUCAGUAACUUGACAACUUGAGACAAUAGCUUUAUAAGGAAGCUUGUUAAACCUACAAAGAAUCCCAUGCCAAGACGGGAGCAAAGAUCCCUGAAGGCCUCGCCCAGCUGGCACGCUGAGCUAAAUCUAAUGAGGCAAAUUUAAAUGGGGACAAACUGUGCAAAAGCCAGUGACCCAAGAGCAGAAGAGGGGAGAUGCGACUCAGCGUAAGUGGGAAGACACUGGAGCUCUGUUUGCAGUGAAUUCCUAAUGAGCCCAUGAGGAACGCACACCCUGAGUGACGCCAGGAGCUUCCUGUCACUCCUGCAGGCCCCGCCUCCCUGCAGUCAGGAACUGUUGGGCCCUUCCAAAGUGACACUGUCCAAGGGCUCAGACAGAAGAGCUGGACAGAAGACAGCGAAGGCCGGCCCGCUCUCUCCCCCCCCAGACCCCGCCCCACGAACACAUGAUCCAAAUCAGUGCGGACAAAUUUUUGGAUGAAUCCCUUGCUCUCCAACCUUUUGCUACUCUCUAUCCCAAACUCAAACCCAAUAGAUUUGGAUACCAAAGGACACUUGUAUACGUGAAAUAACAAAAAAUAUGAUAAGAAAAUUAGAAUGAAGAGGAAGUAAGAGGAAGCCCAGAGGAAGCCUAGAAAAGAGGAAUACAAAGAAGGGAGCAGGAGGCUGCAGCUCAACAUUCCGGGGGUCUCUGGGGUCUCUACUGCACGCUGCAGCUCUAAGAAGAGGCUGGAGGCAGCAGAGGCGUGGUGACCAGGCACCACACAGUAGAGGGCACAGUCCGCCCUGGCAAAAGGAGGAAGGGGAUGGGGACCUGCAGCCCCGCCCACACUCCUCUGCACAGCCAGACUUCACGGAAGAGCUGCGUGUGCCCCCAUCUCCUCUUUACCUCCCUGCUUACUUCUCAGACUCAUGAUUCUGGCAUCAGCCAAAUCACUCCACCCAAACAGCCCUCACUAAGUCACUAAAGACGUCCAAGUCCCUACCGCCGAUGCACACUUUCCAGUCUUCAUCUCAUCUGCCCUUUCAGGAGCAAUCGAUGGCGUUGUAGCCUUGAAUUAUCAUCUGCCUGCGGCUGCGCCGGCUCAGCCUUCUCAGGCUUCCUCCUGUCCCUGUGGUCGUUCCUGCUCUAUGUCCUUUGCAGGCUUGUCCUGGUCUUCAAGGCACGGUGGCCUGAAGCCUAUUGUCUCUCAUUCAUUACUGAUUACGGGGUGACUUCAUCCACUCGUAUAGCUUCAUUUGCCAUCUAGAAGCUGAUGACUCCAAAAUGUAUCUUUCCAGCCCACACAGCAGGUUCUCCUCUGGGACCUAGCGCAUUAACCACUGCCUCUCGAACAUAACUUCUUGGAGGCCUCAGUGGCGCCCGAUCUCAUCAGCACAUCCAAACCUGACUCAGGAUCUUCCCUCUAAACUUGGUCUUCCCCCGUACUGGGCUGGUGUAACCCGCAGCUCCAGAACCCACACCAGAAACUGUGAGGCUACCCUGGCUCUCACCCAUGCAGACCAGUCCAUCCCAUCAUCGCUAAACUUUUCUCCACUUUGCCCAUUUCUCUCCGCCUCCAUGGCACCGCCCACGUCUCCGCCACCUUCGUCACUUGCUUGGAUGACUGCAGUGGCCUCCUUACUGUGCUCCACCCAGUGGCUCUUUCACCUCCAAUCCAUUCCCACACCCUCUUCCUUAAAGCCCUUCAAGGGCUUCCCAAGGCCCUUAGGAUGAAGACCGACAUCAGUCCCACGGCCACAAGGCCCUAUCACAGCCGAGGCCCUCUGUCCUUCUCCAGUACGUACGUCCCCUCUCCUCCUCUAUCACACAAGCCACCCUUGUCCAGUUCCUUCGGUGGAGCACACCGCCCCCCAGUCCCUGCGCGGGACCCUCCUCCUCCACAUCGUCUCAGUCAUCACUUCCUCAAGGAGCCCGCCCCACGCUGGCUGGGUCUAACCCACCCGCUACGACCUCUCCCAGCACCACCCGGAGCAGUCAUCACAGUGGUAACGGACGUUGACGUGAGAUUAUUCGAUUCACAGCUGCUCCCCAGUGUAGCCUAAGGCCAUCAGGCAGGGACAAUGCCUGAUUAUGACUAGCACUGAACGCCCGAUUCCUAACACAACGCCUGCCACACACUUGGUGCUCAAUAUAUAUUUUUUGGAGGAGAGAAGCACUGAGUACAAAAGGAAACAGAGAUGGUGUAUCAGUCAGAGUUCGUCUAUAUUAAGAGAUUUAUUUUAAGGAAUUGGCUCAUACAACUGUGCUGGCUGGCAAGCCUGAAAUCUGUAGAGCAGGCCAGCAGGUUGGAAAUUCAGGCAGAAUUUCUGGGACAGUGUUGAGGCAGAAUUCCUUCUUCCCUGGAAAACCUCAGUUUUCUACUUGUAAGGCCUUCAACUGGUUGGAUGAAGCCUACCCACGUGAUUGAGGGUAAUCUCCUUAAAGUCAACUGAUUGUGGAUGUUAAUCACAUCUGCAAAAUACUUUCACAGCAAGUGUCUACACUAGCAUUUGACAAGUGUCUGCACUAGCGUUUGACCAAAUUCUUGGGCACCAUAGCCUAGCCAAGCUGACACACAAAAUUUAACAAUCACAGAUGACGAAGACGGCAUCAACCCAAGAAGAGGCCAACGGUGGGGCAAGACUAGAUGGUGGGAGAGGACUGAGAAGGCAGUGAUAAGCUUAUUUUCAUGUGCUGGAGGAAAGCCCGGCAAGAGUGUUCUAUAAAGAGCAGAGGGUGUAGAGAGAUCUGCUCCACUGAAGAGAUCUCAGCCCUGGUCCCAGGGCCAGAGUGACUCAACCAGGCCUAUAGUCAGGGCAUGAAAGGAGGGUGGGGGCAGGCCCCCAUUGUGAGGUCCAGGUGGAAUGCUCAGCCCGCACUGACCCCAGCCCUGGCUGAUCUUCAACCCCAUCCACGCCCCCCACCCCCCACCCUCCUACCAGGAGUGUGCCCUCUGACUUACACCUCCUGUUUGAGAGCAGACGCCUGCAGAACCAGUGGAGGUCACGAGGACACGGCCUCCCUCAACUCCCAAGGUGUCUUCCUGUCCCCGUCCCCGACAGCAGCAAGCGAACCUGUCCUGGAAGAAGUGGGGAUGGUGACUCUGGCACCUCUGGCCGACAUGCUAAACAGUCCACAGCCCAGCCCUGCAGCCGGCCCAAUCAUGAGCCCCCUGACGGGCCCUCUCAACACGCUGCUGCCUGGCUCAGGGCCCAUGCCGCAGAGCAGCCCACUCACCAGCCUUCUGACUGGCCCCCUCAGCAGACACCUGGCCAGCCCCAUGGGCCUGCCCUCGACUGGCUCUCUGACUCCAAGCAGCCACUUGGCCAGCCCCAUGGCAGUGCCCCCAGCGGGCACACUGGCCAGCCCCAUGGGCCUGCCCUCAACUGGCCCCCUGACUCUAAGCAGCCACCUGGCCAACCCCAUGGCAGUGCCCCCGGCGGGCACACUGGCCAGCUCCAUGGGCCUGCCUUCCACUGGCCCCCUGACUCCAAGCAGCCACCUGGCCAGCCCCAUGGCUCUGUCUCUGGGCAGCCCCCUGCUCACCUCCACGCCUGCCCCUCUAGGCGUCCCUCAGAACCUUCUAGCCAACCCCAUUAGUAAUCUGGGGCUGUCAGAGGCCCCAAGGGUGCGGCUGGCAGAGCCGCUCCGAGGAAGCCCCUCUGGACACCAUCCAUCAGCUGGCACGAGGCCUGCUGCCACCUCCAAAGUCCCACUCUCCACUGAGCACCCCCGGCCAAGCCAGGACCCAGAGCCCCUCAGCGUGGCGUUCGUGGGUGUGCCCAUCCAGACCUCCACCCCCAUCGGUACCGGGGGCACUCCUGGCCCUGUGACGGCCUUCUCCUACAGCACCUCAGACGCCCGGACCCAGCCUGGUGUCCCCCAGGGACAAGCAGUUCCUUCCUCUGACCCCACCUCCCCAACUGCUGCCCUCACUGUCACAGGCCUUGCCUCUGCCCCCACUCCCGCCCCCCAAGCUGCCACCAACCACACUCCCUCUAGUACGACCCACAUUACCCAGUGCACCCCCAACUCCACCUGCCGGCCCUCAGCAACCUCCCACUCCCCUCCACGCAACCCUCUCUCCCCACUUCGAGCCUCAUCCUCCCCAGCCUCUGUCAACAACAACCGGGGUGCACGCGUCUCGGAAACAUCUCGGAAAAGCAUCCUGGAGUUGGAGCGGAAGCUGGCCCACCGAAAGGCCAGCAAGUUCCCUGAUGGCCCCCGAGAUUCGAAGCAGCUGGCCUGGGAGAGGCUGGUGGGAGAGAUAGCCUUCCAGCUGGACCGCAGGAUCCUGUCCAGCAUCUUCCCCGAGCGCGUGCGCCUCUAUGGCUUCACUGUCUCCAACAUUCCAGAGAAGAUCAUCCAGGCAUGUCUCCUUGCCACCAUGUUGGGAGGCUCUCCAAGGCACAGAGGAGGAGGAGAAGCGGUAGCGGGCACAGGCUGCACUUGGCUGGACACUCAAGAGGAGCUGUCCGGAAUGAUCCCUCCCCCACCAACACGCCAACACGGGGUGGGACCCUGUGCCUGGGGGGCGGGGGGUGGGCAGCGCCUCCACGGCAUUUUGGCCAUUUGGGCUUCCCUUGGGAAAUAGCCCUCUGUGCACCCAGCCACUCUCUCUCAGGCUGUCUGUAUCUGUGGCUUGUAGAUCUGGGCGUGUGAUUGGGCAGGAAUGAUUUUUGGUUACAGUGGGUUCAUCCAUGUCCAGGUUUGAACUCGCCCUCCCCUUUCGUUCAGGUGUCCUUUGGUUAGGUUUUAAUUUUAAUGUGGUCAGAAUUCUCCACCUUUUCCUUUACUGUUUGUACUUCUCAUGUCUUGCUUAAGGCUGGAGUGGUGGGGGCACAGGGCAGCUGCCCAGCCCCGCCUCAGGCCCCUCUCCCAGGGCCCCAUGUUUGGGCUCUCCCCAGCCCACCCUGCCCUCGUUGUGGAAGGGUGGUGGAGCCUGGGUGUCUCUCUUCUUGCAGUUCGCCUCCACUGCUCUUGGCCCCUUACUCUUCAAUAUGAAUUUUAGGAUCAGUCCGUCAAGUUCUGGGAAAAACCUACUUCAAAUUUUUAGUUUUGUAUUGCUUUACAGAUUAAACUGGGGAAGUUUCACAUCUUUAUGAUUUGGGGUAUUUCUACAUGCCCGUCAUUUCUGUUCCUUGUGCCAGUGGAGCCCACUUUGGUCGUAUUUGGUUUGAUGACCCUUGACUCGUGUCCGGGACCACCACCGCCGCUGCUGUGUCAUGAGUGCAGACUGACCGUGGCCAUUUAAAAAUCGACAAACAACUCAGGAGAAGCACCAUAUUUAUGUCUCUAAAAUGCUGCAUCUGAUAUCUCGUUGGCAAAGACUACAUUUCGUUAUAAGCACAGGUCUAGUUGCCCACGUAGAAUUAGGUAUUAAACUAUGAAGAGGUUUCCUACUGCUUGAAGGAGCCCGUUUGACUGAAGUUGAUAAGCACACGUCGACCUUGGACGUCGAAGCUGGCUGUGCAAGUCCUCUGGUUCCCAGGCCUCUGCUCACUCACAGGCGAGUUAUGGCUUACGCCAUGGAAUUCUGCAGUCACAGCACUGAACAGCAGCUCUUUAGAGAAGAGGCAGGAGGAGAAAAUCAGAACGUAUGGAAGGCAAUCUUUUUGGUGUUUGAGGAGGUCAAGGAGCUUGGUUUCCCCCAAGCCAGUGCCUCAGCGGCCAUCUUGGCAGCCUCUGGAGAGCCUGUGGCUCUCACAACAAUACUCAUCUGGUCACUCUGCCCAAUGGCCACCGUUACCAAUUCCAGAGCCGUUGCCCCCAUUCAGCUUCCAUCGGCGAUGACCGGUGCUGCCAGGACCACACCCUUGCUGCCCAAGCUCCCAAGAAGGGGCUCCACUGGAGCCCACCUGCACAGAAGUUGCCUUCUGGACCCCGACAGAUGCUCCCUGGCUGGCCCCGGCUGCCACUCAUGGCAGGGUGACUCAUGUCUGGUCACAUCUGAGGAUCAUAAAGAUGCAUCCCCAUCUUAAGGCCAUCCUGCCUGCUUGGCUGGACCAUUCAUUGGUUCCUAUAUGCAUCUAAUUCCACUUUGCCCAGACUUUUAUUUCCCUUCAUCAAAACAUCUUGUUUUUCUGCAUGUUGAACUCCAAUGUUGGUGGAUGCUGGAUCUCUAAAUUCUAUCCAGACCCACUAAACCUAGUGAAACCUGGUGGUGUUUGCUUCAUGAAUGCUGUUAGCUUUACAGCUGAAAAUCUUUAAUAGAGCUCCAUUCAGUGAGGACUGGUUGACUUUUUUCACGGCAGUUGGCCAUCUUUUUUAAUAAAUUCGCAGUUAUGCCUUU
Molecule: messenger RNA, 10911 nt
Organism: Equus caballus (horse)
Lineage: Eukaryota; Metazoa; Chordata; Mammalia; Perissodactyla; Equidae
Source: RefSeq, a predicted model, not a curated record